Molecule: messenger RNA, 819 nt
Organism: Lolium perenne
Lineage: Eukaryota; Viridiplantae; Streptophyta; Magnoliopsida; Poales; Poaceae
Source: RefSeq, a predicted model, not a curated record
GUGGAGAGGCUGAGGCCACGUGAUAGGAAGCCAUAUCGGCGUGGGAUAACACAGCUCCCCGCGCUGAAGCACUGGCGCUACAGGCACGUUGUUCUACAGCCCUAUGGAAGGAGGUACAUGUUAAUUUUUGGCAUUUCGUUAUCGCAAUUUUGUCAUUAUCAAAAUUAUUAUCACAUACAUAUUGAUGUUGUCGUUUCAUGGUGCAGCUCGUUCCAGUAUGAAGACCCGUCGCAGAGACCGCCACGUGGGUACUCGAACAUCCUUGGGGGCCUACUUAGAUGGUAUUUCCCUGGGAUAGUCAAUCUCCCUACUGGUGGCUGCGACGUAGCUUGGAGGUGGGCGCACUACAGCCUCGCGGAAGAUCCUCUUGGCCGCGGCACCGCGGCGGAUUUGGUUGUUGCCAAAUUCUGGAAAUACUUCAAGAGGGCCGAGGGCAAGGAGAAUGCGUGCGAUGAUGUCCUACACCAGCUUGCAAGGAAGAGGGUGACUGGCAUGCACUACGAGGCACGUGUUCAAUGCGUCCGCGACUGGCACGCCGACCGCUUCGUCCACAUGACUAAGGAGGACGCUCGCGACACGCUCAUGCAGCCGUGGCAGUACUUGCAGGUAUUUGCAUUUAUGUGUUAUUGAUUUCUUUAUCGCCAUGUAGUUUAUUUUACCAUAAUGGGUUUAUCUUGUGCAUGUAGAACCCUCCUCAGUACGUCGGCAACGACGAUAGGUGCUUUCGUGCGAUGGUCAUGUGGUGGACAUGCCCCCAGUACCUCAAGAAGCACGAGGAGGGCAAGAAGAAGCGGGCAGAGAUGCGAGGUGGAUCGCAUA